This is a messenger RNA of Echinops telfairi (small Madagascar hedgehog), 2372 nucleotides long. RefSeq names its product zinc finger protein 14-like. The record is from RefSeq and is a predicted model, not a curated record. Gene Ontology annotation, molecular function: DNA-binding transcription repressor activity, RNA polymerase II-specific. Lineage: Eukaryota; Metazoa; Chordata; Mammalia; Afrosoricida; Tenrecidae. Bases 69 to 2021 code for a protein of 650 amino acids. The transcript has 4 exons. Gene Ontology annotation, biological process: negative regulation of transcription by RNA polymerase II.
GUACCCUGCCUGGUCCCGGGCGUCGGGGUUUCGGCGGAGAGGAGCCGACGGUCUCCGGAAGCUGGGAGAUGGAUUCAGUCAUCUUGGAGGAUGUGGCUGUGGACUUCACUCUGGAGGAGUGGGCAUUGCUGGAUCCUGUGCAGAGGAAGCUCUACAGAGAUGUGAUGCUGGAAACCUUCAGGAACUUGACAUCUGUAGAUGGUGAGACCCCAUGUAAGGCCAAUGUGUCCAUUUCUGAACGGGAAACUCAUGUCGAAAAACUAUCCAAGGAAGAUAAAAUACGAAAAUUUACAGGAAAUGAUUCUUGGACCUCCAUUUUAGGAAAAAUUUGGGAAGGUCGUUACACUGAAGAUCAUAAUGAAAACCAGGGUAUACCUCUGAGAGAUUAUAUAGUCGAGAAACUCUGUGAAAGUAAUGAAGGUAAUCAGUGGGGAGAAGCCUUCAGCCAGACUCCAAAUCUUAAUCUGUGCAAGAAAACAACUACUAGAGUCCAUUCAUAUGAAUGCACCGAGUGUGGAAAAAUCUUCAUGUAUCCUUCCUCACUUAAGAGGCACAUUGCAAAUCAUUCUGGACAUAAACCCUAUCAAUGCCCAGAAUGUGGGAAAGGCUUUGCUUUCCCAUCAGAACUAAGAAGGCAUGUGAGAAUUCACAGUGGAGAAAGACCUUACACGUGUGAAUUAUGUUGGAAAACAUUCAUCCAUCUACGAUCCUAUCGAAGGCAUGAAAAAGUUCAUAGUAAAGAGAAACUCUAUGAAUGUAAACAAUGUGGAAUUACCUUCAGUUUUCUUGACUCCUUUCAAAGACAUGAAAAGUCUCACAAUAAAGAGAGAUUGAAUGAAUGUAAAGAAUGUGGUAAAGCCUUCAAGUGGCCCUCAUCUUUAACAAGACACAUGAGGACACACAGUCGAGAGAAACCUUAUGAAUGCAAGCAAUGUGGGAAAGCCUUCAAAUGGCCCAUAUCUUUAGAAACACACAUGAGAUCACACACUGAAGAAAAAUCUUAUAAGUGUAAGCGAUGUGGGAAAGCUUUCACAUGGCCUAUAUCAUUACGCACACAUAGGAGAUCACAUUGUGGAGAAAAAUCUUAUAAAUGUAAGCAAUGUGGAAAAGCUUUCAGUUGGCCCAUAUGCUUACAAAGGCAUAUGAGAGUGCACACUGUAGAGAAAGUUUAUGAAUGCAAUCAAUGUGGAAAAACAUUUCAUUGGCACUUUUCCUUACGUAGACAUUUGAUAACACACUCUGGAGCCAAACCCUAUGAAUGUAAAGAUUGUGGGAAAACCUUUAGUUGGCCCAUAUCCUUACGGGAACAUAUGACAAAGCACUCUGGCAAGAUAUUCUAUGAAUGCAAGGAAUGUGGAAAAGCAUUCUAUUAUCUCCAAUCCCUCCGAAGGCAUGAAAGGACUCACAGCAAAGAGAAAGUCUACGAAUGCAGGCAAUGCGGGAAAGGCUUCAAUCAGCUCUUCUACCUUCGGAGACAUGUGAGAAUGCACAGUGCAGAGAAACCUUAUGAAUGUAAGGAAUGUGGGAAAAUCCUCAAGUGGGCCUCAUCUUUAACAGUGCAUAUGAGAAUGCACACAGGAAAGAAGCCGUAUGAAUGUAAGCAAUGUGGGAAAGCUUUUAAUUGGUCCAUCUCCUUACGAGCACAUAUGAGAAUGCACUCUGGUGAGAAACCUUAUGAAUGCAAGCAGUGUGGGAAAGCCUUCUACUGGUCCAUUUCUUUACGAGCACAUAUGAUUACACACACCGGAGAGAAACCCUUUGUGUGUAAACAGUGUGGGAAAGGCUUCAAUCAACUUUCAUAUCUCCGACGCCAUGUAAGAAUGCAUUCUGGGGAGAAACCAUAUGAAUGUAAGCAAUGUGGGAAAGCUUUCAAGUGUCCCUCAUCUUUACCAAAACAUAUGAGAACUCACACUGGAGAGAAACCUUAUGAAUGUAAAGAAUGUGGGAAGGCUUUUGUGUCUUCUUCAGCUUUACGCUAUCAUGUGAGAACACACAGUAGAGUGAAACACUUAUCAGUGUAAUGUAUGAAUGCUUCCUAGAUAUUUAUAAAAAAUAUUGUCAGAUACUCACACUAGAAACUCUUAGAAAAGCUCUCUCUAUAGUAUUGCCUUUGUCAGUACCUCAUCUAUUAUGGACAGCUCUUGGGCCUGUAUUUUUAGUUAAUUCUUAAAUAAGAAUUAAGGUAGCAAAGACUUCUGUAUAUACCUUUUAGUAAUGAUAUGAAAAUUUGCCCAGGUUGUGUUUUGUUUUGUUUUCCCUUUCUCAUAUUAAUCUAAUACCUUUUAAGUUUAAAGUCACCUGGGCCGAUUUAUUUUGUUUAUUUGCUUUAAACUGUUUUUUUAAUAUGAAAUAUAUUGUAAUUUUAAAUGUUA